Messenger RNA from Pisolithus orientalis, 2769 nucleotides. RefSeq lists its product as uncharacterized. The coding region runs from base 1 to 2769 and encodes 922 amino acids. The transcript is spliced from 11 exons. NCBI's taxonomy places the organism in Eukaryota, Fungi, Basidiomycota, Agaricomycetes, Boletales, Pisolithaceae. The record is from RefSeq and is a predicted model, not a curated record.
AUGCCUUCUCCUCACCUGGAAUCAGGCAUCCUCCCCAGUGCAAACUCACUCCCAACUCCUGCAUCACCUGAACACAUCCCAGCAAUUGGGAGGAUCCAAGUAAACAAGACCUUCUAUGAGGUGCUCGAUGUAUUAUUCUUGAGCACAGGCUUUCUAGGAAGGGGUACUGUUUGUUACCUUGCAUGCUACAAUGGGGAAUACUACAUCAUCAAGGAUUAUUGGGUGGAGGAGUCGGAGCAGAGGACAACCCUGCACAAAGUCAACAUGAUGAAGCUGGUCCAGGACAUUGACAGAGUUCCCAAGUUGCAACACUACUGGGUCAUCGAGGUUGAGCCAGGCAUUGUCAAUAAAACUGAAUGGUAUUGUGAUGAGAAGUGGCGAUCAUGCAUGAAGUCUUGGAGAACUCAUGUGCAAUUGGCUAUGAAGCGAUGUGCAAGGCCAAUUGUAAUGUUCAAGACAAAAAAGGAACUCAUUUCAUGCAUCCAAGAUAUUUUACAAAUCCAACAGCAGGCACUCGAGAGGGGUGUCCUCCAUCAAGAUUGUAGGAUCAUCAAUACAAUGAUAAAGGACUUCACAAAUGGGUCACAUGGCUUUCUCCUUGACUGGGAAUUUGCUGUAUGGGUCACAUUACAGGGGGAAUAUGACUUGGGCAGCACAGGGACAGUCCCCUUCCUUUCAGUGAAUAUCCUCUGCCAACUCAAGGAAGCCAUCACUAAAAGUGGAAAGACUAAUGUCCCAUCGAUCAGGAAAAGCACCUCUCUCACCCACAUAUUCAUUGAUCACCCUACUACUAUACACCAUACAUUUGUGGAUGAUAUCAAAUCCCUGUUCUACAUUUUCAUCUGGAUCCUCAUCCUUUAUGAUGGGCCACUUGGCCAUGAGCAUCAAGAUAUCAGCCAUGAAAAGACACUUCUUGGCUUGUGGAGUGAAAAGGUGGCCAAAGAUCUCAAAAUUGCCAGAUGUGCCAAGUUCACAUUCCUUAAUGACCUGUCUGAGUUGAGGCUGGAUUCUGAGCUCUUGCAAUAUUUUCAAGAUCUAAUCCCUCUGGCUAAUGAGUGGUGCAUAUUGCUUGGGCAGUCCCUGCUGAGUGGAACUGCAGUGCAGUUCUCUGACAUUAUCUCCCUUUUUGAUUGUUUCUUGGCCAGCAUGCCAUAUGAGAAACCACUGGAGAUGAUGAAUGCAUUCCAGCAGAUCAUUGCCCAGCACAAAGCACUUAAUUCAAGCAUGUGUCCAAGUCAGGAGAAUGAUAUGGAUGUUAUGUCUUCAGCAAUUAUGUCUUCUAAAUGCCUUUGUGAAGAGUCAACAGAUCUCCCCAAUAAUUCUGUUGUAAAUCCUCUUGCACCUCCACCCACUCAGUGGAAAAAGGGUGGGGGCUGCAGUGCUGGCCAGAAUGCAAAACCAAAGUCCAAUGUCACCCCACCACCCUAUGCACCUCCCAUUGUGAAUGGUCCUAGCCCAGCUGAUAUGCCUCCAAAUCCCAUCCCUCAGUCUUCAACAGCAGUAGCAACACCUGUCUUCCAUCAGCACCCCACAGACUCCCAUUGCUUUGGUUUCAGUGUUCCGGCUCAACAGCCAGGUCAUAUCAUGCCUCCUGGGAUGGAACCUGACCUUCAAGUGCUCAAUAAUCCUUAUAUCACCACAAUUUGGGGAGACCAAGUUCCCAGUAAUACAUCUCGUCCACCAACACCCCAGCCCAACUACCAGUCUUGGUUUAUCCCCCACCAGCCACCUGCUACCAUCCCCAACUCUUGUAUUGACCCCUCCCUUGAUAGCUCGCUCUCACUGAGACAAACUUUGGCAACUGCUGACAUUUUCCACAAGAAUGCAGAGGCUGGCAAGGUCUCCAAUGAUGAGUUCAACAAAGAUGAGGACGAUGCAUUUGGAUGGGCUGCAAUGAAUCUUAGGCAAUCAACUCAUCCUGGCUUCUCCCAAGAAACAAUGACAAACAAUCCUAUUCGCCACAAUUCCUUACCCCAUGACCAUGAGUUUCAGUACUCACGUGAUGAGGAUGAUGAUGUGGCUCUGCAAAGCUUACAAUCCAAGGACAAGGCUCAGCCAGAGGGUUCCCAAUGUGGCACUGUCAUUGAUGUUCUUGAAUGCCACCAUCACACUAACAGCCAUCCUGUUCCCAAUCAUGAUCUUCUGACCCUUGUGCACAACUUGGUCAAUGAAGUAUCUCAGCAUGCCAGAGCCCCUCAUAACUCCAAGAAAGCUAAGGAUGAGAGCCCAUUGCCUUCACAACUGAGAUUUUACAAGGCAGUAUGGAAGGACUGUCUCAAAGAUGCUAAGCGAGAAUGCAGGGCUGCACAUGCACUUUCUAACCCAUUCCCAUUGAAAUCUCACAACCUCAACCUCUCCAUAACAGAGGCACUUGUCACUGUCAUCAUUGAGUGGAAUCAUCGCAGUGUGCAAUUUGAAGAUGGUUACUGGCCUGACCACAAGCAAGAUAUGGCAUGCCUCAUAAGUAGUCCUGUCUUUUGGUUACAGCUACUGACAUACUGCCAGUUGCUCCUUGGUGAUAUAUCUACCUGGUGUUUGGAAUUGAAGUUGGUUAUGCUGGCAACCACACCAUCCAUGUUCAACCUUAUCCCUCCUUCUGAUGUUGCACCAUGGGUUCAUGUACAAUGGAUAGAGACUGCUGCUGCAAAGCUCCUUGACAACUUGCUUUUCCUGCAAGAUGGUUUUGACGAGAAUGGAAAAACCAGGAAUUUCACUCACCCUGCCCUCAAGGAAGCUGUCAUACAAUUCUACUAUACCAGGACCUAUUGA